CUUCUCCCCAAGCCCGCCUGGAUAAUUAACGCGCCUGCGCAGAAUAAAACCCAACGGGAGCCGGCUCCUUCCGCGCAUGCGUCGCGGCCGGAGGCGGGCAGCGCCGCGGUGCGCAGGCGCAGCCGUCGGUGGGUCGGCGUUCGGCCGCCUGAGAGAUCCUAAAAACCCCGGGGCGUGGUCUCUUCCUGUCUCAAGAUGGAUAACAAGAAGCGCCUGGCCUACGCCAUCAUCCGGUUCCUGCACGACCAGCUCCGGCAUGGGGGGCUCUCGUCCGAUGCCCAGGAGAGCUUGGAAGUGGCAAUCCAGUGCCUGGAGACUGCUUUUGGGGUGACCGUGGAAGACCGCGACCUUGCUCUCCCUCAGACUCUCCCGGAAAUAUUUGAAGCAGCUGCUGCGGGCAAGGAGGCGCCGCAGGACCUAAGGAGCCCCGAGCAGGCUCCGCCUUCAGAGGAGGACUCGGCUGAGGCGGAGCGCCUCAAAACUGAAGGAAACGAGCAGAUGAAAGUGGAGAACUUUGAAGCUGCCGUGCACUUCUAUGGGAAAGCCAUCGAGCUGAACCCGGCCAACGCGGUCUAUUUCUGUAACAGAGCCGCGGCCUACAGCAAACUCGGGAACUACACUGGGGCCGUGCAGGACUGUGAGCGAGCCAUCUGCAUAGACCCGUCCUACAGCAAAGCCUACGGCAGGAUGGGCCUCGCGCUCUCCAGUUUGAACAAGCACACUGAGGCCGUGGCCUACUACAAAAAGGCCUUGGAGCUGGAUCCUGACAAUGAGACCUAUAAGUCGAACCUCAAGAUAGCCGAGCUGAAGUUGAGAGAGGCGCCAAGUCCCACAGGAGGUGUCGGCAGCUUUGACAUCGCCGGCCUACUCAACAACCCCAGCUUCAUGAGCAUGGCCUCAACCCUAAUGAACAAUCCCCAAGUCCAGCAGCUCAUGUCCGGGAUGAUUUCGGGCGGCCACAACCCCCUGGGGACUCCUGGCACCAGCCCCUCACAGAACGACCUGGCCAGUCUCAUCCAGGCCGGCCAGCAGUUUGCCCAGCAGAUGCAGCAGCAGAACCCAGAGUUGAUAGAACAGCUCCGAAGUCAGAUCCGAAGUCGGACCCCCAGUGCCAGCAAUGACGACCAGCAGGAGUGACUGCCCACGACGGGACGCCUGGCUGGCUCAGACCCUGGAGGGUGUGACUCGAUCUUGGGAUCAUGAGUUCGAGCCCCACGCUGGGAAUACAGAUUACUGAAAAAAAUAGUUUAAAAAGUUUUAAAAGCCAAAAACACUGAGGAACAGGGAAAACAACUUUGAUCUCUCCACCUGCGGCAACGAAUGUUAAUUAUUUGGGCACAUUUUUCUUUUUCUUUCUUUUUUUUUUUAAAGCACUCUUAAAGGAAAAAACGAAACCUAGUUGAGAUCGGUUUUGCAUUUGUUAUAUGUCGUAACCUUAUCUGCAAAACGCCUUCGCCAGCAUUUCCGUAUCCUAGGCCCCAGAGCCUGCAGCGACGUUCUGCGUCUGGGCUAAGGCCGCCCGGGUGCCGCCCAGCCUGUGAACGUGGCUGCCUGGGCCGUGGCCUGACUCGCCGCCCUCGUGUCUUCUCCCCCCAGCCCUCCCAGUGCCACCAGCUCCUUCCCACCAACUGGAAGCCGUCUCGCAUUUCGCCAUCUUCUCCCCUUGGACCACCCAAGAGAGAAAAAGAAACAGAAAUUGGACCUGCAUGUUAAGAUGGAUUUUUAUUACUCCUUCACCCUCCCCUCCCUGUUUGUAGUUUCCCACGGCCCCCAGACCCUUCUCGAAACAGAGCCAGCAAGCCGUGAACGCAGACCAGCACUGAUCUCUUCCCAGCCCCCUGAAAACCCAGUCGUGAAAGUGUUUUCUAGACUGUUCCGGGGCGGGGGUCGUCCUCAAGCCCCUCUCCAGGAAGCAAACAGUUUUGUGUCAAGCCACGUCGGGGACACCCAUGGCUCCCAGAGCCCCUUUCUGCAGCCCCCGCGGUCUGUUUUCAGAGGAGAUGGGAGAAGCCACUUCUGAGUCAACCUUGGCCUCUCCCGGCCGCGCUCUGCUCGGAUGAGCUCACUGCCAGCCGCGGUCUGGGCGCCAGUGGCCACCCUGCCCCUCGGACCACGGGUUUUCGUGUGAGGAGCUCUUCAGACACAUUUUCCUAAAAGACGAUUUCUGUGACCUUGCACCCCAUUUGGGAGCAGGGGGCGGGACCGUCCCAGGGUGCACAGGACCAGGUACUGGGACUUUUCUUCCAUUCGAGCAUUUUGAUGGACAUGUGUCUCAUCUCUGAUACUCCUGUCCCAGUACUCAUGACCGACAGACCGCAAGGGGCUGAUCAUGACCUUUCAGCCCGCCCCCGGCUGGGUGUCCAGCCUCCUGCCCUUCUGCCCACAGGCUAUCCUGCCAGCCAUUAUGUCUGGGUCCUUACAGGCUCAUCUGUCCUGUUCAGGGCUGGGGGGCUGGCGGGGCCCCUGGUGCCCCUCACCUUGGCCUGACAUUGCCACACAGCCAACCAGAGCUGCUUCCCGGAGAGCAGGCAUGCCAGUUGUGGCCAGGCAGCCUGCCCAGGACACAAGGCCACUGUGGAUAUCCCCACGGCCUCUACUGGGGCAGGAUGGGGGGGAGGGCAGGUCUGCGGGCACCAGUGUUGGCAUCUGGAUCACGUGGGGCUCCCUGGUGGUCCGGGCCGUCUGCAAGGUCGACCCGGUACCGUGUAUGUUGUAGGUAACUGGUAGGAAGAUGGGCCACUGCCGGCCACCCGCAGUCCGACCCACGUCUGGCGAGAUGGGUCUUAAUUUGAAUGCUAGCCAUGGUGACAAGAAAACGUGUGGGGAAUAAAUAGACAUCACGA
Molecule: messenger RNA, 2843 nt
Organism: Ailuropoda melanoleuca (giant panda)
Lineage: Eukaryota; Metazoa; Chordata; Mammalia; Carnivora; Ursidae
Gene: SGTA
Product: small glutamine rich tetratricopeptide repeat co-chaperone alpha
Exons: 12
Coding region: 196-1137 (313 amino acids)
Biological process (GO): post-translational protein targeting to endoplasmic reticulum membrane
Cellular component (GO): membrane; TRC complex
Molecular function (GO): protein binding; molecular adaptor activity
Source: RefSeq, a predicted model, not a curated record